CUUAGUCUUCCUCUCCGCUGCACCCUCAAGGCUCCUCCCGCGCGCCCCUCGCGAUCCCCGCCGCACCCUUGCAACGUGCUACGGCCCAUCGUCAUCGCCUUCCGCUUGCACACUCUCGCGUAACUUGCCGAAGCGGGGUAAACGGUCACACGAACACUCCUCACCUGAGCAAUUUACUCCUCCCCGCCCUUCCUCUUAAAGCGUCCGUCCGCAACGACGACAAUCUCUUCGCCCUUAUCCGCCCACUCGAUCCUUUGCGCCAACAUACGACUCAAACCCGCGUCCAUCGAGCACAAACCACUUCGUGGACAUAGCGCCCAUCUUUCGAUCCACCCUCCUGAUCGAACGCAUACAAACUACGCGAGUACUCCCACGUUCUCGUCUAACGUCCACCAUAUAUACCUCUACAUCUCGCCCGCCCCGCUUGCGUCGUCUCCUCCCACACACGUCUCGCCAUGGUCGAUCGUCCAUCCACGUCGUCCUCUGCACCGCAAGUGAACGCCGAGCCCCAGACAAGUUCGCAACUACCCCGACCGGCCUCAAUUGAGCACGCGCUGCAUGCACGCAUCGAUGCUUUCACGCCUCUCUGUCCGUCUGCGCGUACGUCCUAUACCCGCGUAGACUUCACUGGAACGGGAGCGAAUACCCCUAGACGGGACUUCACAGGAGAGGUCGAGGGCGGAGACGGGGAGGAACGGGACGAGGAUGCGGGCGAGCAGCUGGCCGAGGAAGCCAUCCCACAAACCCCACAAGUCUCCCUAACAUUUCUCCUGGUCUCGGGCCGUCGCCGGACGAUGUCCUUCGAGCCAGAGACGACCGUUGGACGGGUGAAGGAGCUCGCGUGGAAUACCUGGCCGAGUGACUGGCAAGACGUGCGGCCGCCUGCACCGUCGUACCUCAGGAUCCUCUACCUCGGCAAGAUAUUGCAGGACGAGGACUCGCUUGACAAGCUGUCCUUUCCCACUCAGCUGCCAUCCUCAGCAACAGCAGCCACAAUCGUGCAUUUAUCUAUCAGGCCGUAUGCUCCUCCGGCAGAGGACAUGCCCAAGAAGAAGAGGCGAAACACCGGCGGUCAACCCAGCACCGGGACUGAGGGCGCAGAGGAGCAAAGCGGCGGGUGCUGCAGCGCAUGCAUUAUUUGCUGAGCGUUCCGUGUGCAAGACGGCGACGCGCCAUCUUCCGUCGCUGCUCAUCUUCCGUCCGAGUGCCUUCCGCUUCUGCAAAUUUUGCCCCGACCUGCCCCGGACGACGCCCCUUCCUCCUGCCUGCUCCACCUUGAUUUGGCGCUUUCUUUUUAUCUUUUGCACGGUCAUCUUUAGCUUAGGAUAUACCCCACGGGCCACCGAGGGUACGAGUUCACGCUCUCGGCCCUUAAUAAUUGGACUGUCUUAUGGGCAUCCGACUUUCCUCUUCCGUCCUCCCCACCGUCACGACCUCUUAUGCCUCGUAACGCCUCAUCCUGCCUCCCGCCGCUUCCCUCCAGACAUACAUGCCCAUGCUUCUCGUCGCGUCGACAGCCCUGCGCAGUCCCACACCGAUCCCAUUUCCCGCGACGCCCGACACACUCCCGGAUAGAACGCGCGGUGGCCCCGUAACAUGCUUCAUCUCCCCCGCCGCCCCCGCGUUUUGCUUGGCGUCUCCGCUCCCCCGCCGCAGUCAUGUCUCCCCUGUCGUCAGUGCUUGGAAGCGGCCGGCCACCCCUAUGUCUCACCCCGCCCCCUCCGCGCGCCGCAGCCCGCGGCGCUGCAUGUUCGUCGGAUCCCGGAAUCGUACACUGUCCAUCUGUAUAUUAGCUAGC
Trametes versicolor FP-101664 SS1 is the source of this 1798-nucleotide messenger RNA. RefSeq lists its product as uncharacterized. The transcript has 4 exons. The coding region runs from base 456 to 1145 and encodes 229 amino acids. The record is from RefSeq and is a predicted model, not a curated record. NCBI's taxonomy places the organism in Eukaryota, Fungi, Basidiomycota, Agaricomycetes, Polyporales, Polyporaceae. Gene Ontology annotation, molecular function: protein binding.